Molecule: messenger RNA, 1801 nt
Organism: Platichthys flesus (European flounder)
Lineage: Eukaryota; Metazoa; Chordata; Actinopteri; Pleuronectiformes; Pleuronectidae
Gene: nkx3-1
Product: NK3 homeobox 1
Exons: 2
Coding region: 31-630 (199 amino acids)
Biological process (GO): regulation of transcription by RNA polymerase II; cell differentiation
Cellular component (GO): nucleus
Molecular function (GO): DNA-binding transcription factor activity, RNA polymerase II-specific; RNA polymerase II cis-regulatory region sequence-specific DNA binding
Source: RefSeq, a predicted model, not a curated record
CCCUCUGGCUCUGAUCUGUGGAUCUACUGGAUGGACAUGUCUGAUACAAUUAAACCUCGGACUUCAUUCCUCAUAGAGGACAUUCUGUCCGUUAAGGACAGCACAGGCCUUAGUGGAAAAUCCAGUUAUCAGAAGAUGGAGAGAUGUUCACAGUGGGAGGAGGAAGAGUCUGAAAAGUUGACAGAGAAACUUUAUGCUCAGGAGACAGCGUCUGGAGAACACUCAGGGUCUCUGGACAACUCCUGUCCCAUCACCCCAGAGUCCAGCAGUUUGUCCUCCACAGGGAAACAGAGACGCUCCCGAGCUGCAUUCACACACCUCCAAGUUCUGGAACUGGAGAAGAAAUUUAACCACCAGAAAUACCUGUCAGCCCUGGAGCGGGGUCACCUGGCCAACGCCCUGAGACUGACUGAGACCCAGGUGAAAAUCUGGUUUCAGAACCGGAGGUACAAAACUAAACGAAAGCAGCAAACGUCAGAGUUCAGUAAGGAUGGGUACAAAGCCGAGGGACUGCAGGGCCUGAGAGAGGAUUUAGUGCGGUCGUCUCUGAUCACCUCUUUCUGCAAAGCUUACCAGUACAGACCGUACCUGUGGGACUAUAGUGGCCCCUGGGGACCAACAUUAUGGUGAAAGUGACACUGGGAUUUUAAAUCAUUUGUGGUAUUCCUGAUAUUUAGGCUCAAUGUUUCUUAUCAAAGAUGAUUCCUUACACUGUGUCACCGAAUCGUACGUGUGUUCACGUGAUAGCUUCACCAGUUUGGCUAAAAGCAUGACAUUAAGAAAUGUGUAUCUACAGUAUGCAUGAAUAUGAUGUGGUUUUGCACAGCAAACCAUUAAAUCACUGAAUUCACUUGAUUAUUUUAUUGUUUAAUAAACUGAUGCUGAUACAUUUCAUCUGCCUUUGUAUUAAAACGUACAGAAAAUAAAUUGAAUUGAAAAUACCUGUCAUAGAGCAAAUAAUUAAUAUGAAUUAUGAAUUUAAACUAUGCUCCUGAAGUACUGUAUCAAUUCUUCUAACUUGCAGUAUUUUGACAUGAAGCCCAGAAAAAAGAAAGUCUAUUACUGUCAAAAGUUGAGAAAAAAGGGAAACUCUUAAAGUAUCAAAGGAUAAUAUAAUGUUUUCAGUAAAUAAUAAAAAAAUGUACGAUUUGUCGUAGUUGAAGUAAUACUUGAUAUCAUGUUAACCAAUGUAUGAAAGAAUAACAUUGCGAUACUUCCUUGAAUGUUCAUAUGGGAAAUAUUUCAAAUAUCUGUGUGCAGUCAAUGAGGUAAUGGAAGAUAAUAGUGAGAUGAGGGCAAGAAUGGGAAUGGGAGGUGAUACCUUCAAACCGCCCUGAGCUGAUGACUUUGAGAUACACCUGUUUUCUUCAGGAGGCAUUAUGCGAAAUUAAUAUGGAUGUAAGAUUGCAAUUUCUUAUCUGAGAGCUUCUGGUGGCAUUUAGCUUAAAAUGGUUCGGUUUGGAAAACAAACAAAAGUCUCAGACUGAUUAGUUCAUAGGGAAAUUUGAGAUAAUCAUAUUUUGGUCUGAGAACAAGAAUAAAAUAUAAAAUAAUAACCAGGUAUUUAAAUACUUACAGUGCAUGUUUUCUAAAGCUGUGUAAAGUGCAUUGAUUUCUAAAACAAACAUGUGUCUUUGUCUCUUGCAUCAGAGUUUUGCUUGUGCGACUGUGGCAUGAGGUCGAGAACGCAUCAUGUAGCUCAUCACGUGAUUGUGAUAGCGAUUAACAAAACCUGUUUGUUAACAUGACUGCUGCUGGGAACAAGGCUGAACCCACUGACAACCGGUACAGAGCAGACACC